AUGUCGCCCACUGCUGUAGCCGAGCCCCGCAACGCGAACGACGUCGCAGCUGACCUGAAGGCCAAUGCCGUCCACUUCGAGGGCCAGGAGAAGCCACCCCUCGCCGACGACUACAUGUACGAUUUCAAGUACAACCAUGCUCUCCCGACCACCGACGUACUCGGCAUCGACAUUCCCAAGGAGGCGGACCCGGUGAAGGAGGCCACUACUCUCACUGCGGUUCUGGGCGACAUCCUCUCUCGCGGCGACGCCAAGGCUUUUGCCGACUUGUUCCUUGACUAUGGCGUUUGGCGCGACAAGCUCUCGUUCACCUGGGACUACCGGACCUUCAAUUUCCGCCAGCAGAUCCUCAAGGCCGCCAGCGACCUGUUCCCCACGACUCCGCUCUCCAACGUCCAUCUGUUCACCCCAUCGCCGACGAUUGAGCGGCCGUACCCCGACCUCUCUCAUCUCCAGUUCUCUGUCGCUUUCGACACGAACGUUGUUCACGGCUCUGCCGUCAUCAAUGCCGUCCUCACGCAGGACGGAUGGAGGUUGUGGACCAUGCACUCCGUCGCCGAGGACCUGGUCGAGUUUCCUGAGCUCCCUCCAGCAGACGGCCACAUGACUGGCGAGAUCAGCUGGGAGAAGCAACGUGCCAAGGAUGACGAUGAGAUCUGUCCCGACGUCCUCAUCAUCGGCGGUGGCCAGAACGGCAUCGCACUUGCUGCCCGCCUCAAGGCCUUGGGUGUCUCCAACCUGAUCAUCGAGAAGGGCGAGACGAUUGGCGAGGUCUGGCGCAAACGCUACGAGUACCUCUCGCUCCACUUCCCACACUGGGCUGACCACCUCCCCUACUUCCCCUACCCCGAGCAUUGGCCGACGUACACUCCUGCCCAGAAGCAGGGCUUGUACAUGGAGUGGUAUACCCAGGCGAUGGAGCUCGCGGUGUGGAACAGCUCUUCGGUCAGCAAGGCCGAGCAGGACGCGGAUGGCAACUGGACAGUGCGAAUCAGCAAGGGCAAGGCGGCCGAAGCCCGUACCCUCAACCCAAAGCACGUCGUGAUGGCGACUUCCCUUUGUGGCCUUCCCUACACGCCGGAUAUUCCAGGAAUGAAGGAAUGGGAGGGCGGUGUCUACCGCCAUUCGACUGCACACGACAGCUCGCGCGACUGGGUCGGCAAGAAGGUGCUCGUUGUCGGCACCUCGUCAUCAGGCUUCGACACGGCUUACGACUGUGCUCGGCGCAACAUUGAUGUCACGCUCCUGCAGCGCUCGCCAGCGUACAUCAUGUCGCUCACGCACUCGGUACCCCGCGCCAUCGGCGCCUACGAGCCAAAAGACGGCGUCCGCCCCAACCUCGAGGACGUUGACCGUCUUGCCUUCUCCAUGCCGGUGGGCCCCGGCGAGGAGCUGGGCCGCCGGAAUGCAAAGGUGCUCGAAGACCUCGACAAAGACCUCCUCGAUGGUCUCAGAGCCCGCGGAUUCAAGACCUGGCGUGGACAGCGGGGAACGGGCAACGGUACCCUCGGCCAGACACGCAAUGGUGGCUUCUACUUUGAGGCCGGUGCGUGCGAGCAGAUCAUCAACGGCAAGAUCAAGGUCGAGCAAGGCUACAUUGAGCAGUUCACCAAGGACAAGGUGGUUCUCUCUGGUGGGCGCGAGAAGGAGUAUGAUCUGGUCGUCUUCGCCACGGGCUUUUCGAGCACGCUCGAUUCGGUGCGCGCGACACUUGGCGACGCCAUCGCCGAUCGCUGCGGCCCCAUCUGGGGUAUCGACGAGGAGGGCGAGUUCCGCUCGGCAUACAAGGACAGUGGCGUGCCCAACCUCUGGAUGAUGGUCGGCUACCUGCCGUACACGCGCUACCACUCCAAGAAGGUUGCCCUUCGACUCAAGGCUCUGCUCGAGGGCGUGUCGCCAGCGCCUUACACGGGGUAG
This is a messenger RNA of Vanrija pseudolonga, 1917 nucleotides long. It is a transcript of the gene YUC4, whose product is annotated as putative indole-3-pyruvate monooxygenase YUCCA4. The record is from RefSeq and is a predicted model, not a curated record. The transcript has 3 exons. Bases 1 to 1917 code for a protein of 638 amino acids. Gene Ontology annotation, molecular function: monooxygenase activity; flavin adenine dinucleotide binding. NCBI's taxonomy places the organism in Eukaryota, Fungi, Basidiomycota, Tremellomycetes, Trichosporonales, Trichosporonaceae.